GAUAUCAGAAAAACUAUAAUGUGUGCUUAUUUUCUGAAAAUAUUUUAUAUUGUUCUCUUGCUUUCUUUGCUUGCCUCAGGAAGUACUGUUACAUUGAAAAACUCGAGUGAAAGUGGUGAAGCAAAGUGCAUAGAGAGGGAGAGGCAAGCACUCCUCAGCUUCAAAGAUAGCCUCUUAGAUGACUUUGCCAUGCUCUCCACUUGGACCGAUAAUACAGAUUGCUGCCAAUGGGAACGCAUUCAAUGCAACCAUCAAACAGGUCAUGUACAAUUACUUGAUCUUCAUGGAAACUACCUCGAUAGACCGUAUUUGAGAGGUGCAAUUAAUGUCACUUCAUUGAUCCACUUGCAAUAUAUUCAACAUCUAGAUCUCAGCCAUAAUUAUUUUGCCGGGACUUACAUCCCAGACUUCAUGGGCUUCACCAACUUAAGAUAUCUCAGUCUCUCCAAUUGUUACUUUGCGGGGAGGAUUCCUUCAAAACUCGGGGAUCUUUCACAACUACGCUAUCUAAAUCUUAGGGACAAUAUUCUUUGGGGAGAAAUUCCUAUUCAGAUUGGGAAUCUCAAACUGUUACAGUUUCUCGAUCUUGGAGGAUAUUAUCUUUCCGGAAAAAUCCCAUUUCAAAUUGGGAAUCUCAGAAAGCUACAAUAUCUCAGUAUUGGAUGUAAUUAUGGAGAGAUUACGAGCUACACCAUUUCAAAUUCUCUUUCCGGAGCAAUCCCUUUUCAAAUUGGGAAUCUUCCAUUGUUGCAUACUCUUCGGCUGGGUGGCAAUUUUGAUGUAAGAGCUAAGGAUGCACAGUGGCUGUCUUCUCUCCAUUCCUUAACCGUUCUUGACCUCACUUCAUUACGUCAUCUUGGCUCCUCUCGCCAGUUGCUACAAACUAUUAGUAAGAUCAUUCCUAACUUAACAGAGUUGAGGCUAGCUGAGUGUAAUCUUCUAGAUGUUCAUAUUCAAUCUUUGUUUCAUUCUCGUUCUUCCAACAAUUCCAUUUCUCUUACCAUCCUUGAUCUCUCUUCUAAUAUGUUGACGUCAUCAACCCUUCAACUGUUAUUUAACUUUGGCCUUCAUUUUCAAGAGCUUUAUCUCCCUCAUAAUAAUAUCUCUUUGUCACCUUCUCUGUGUCCAAAUUUUCCAUCUCUUAAGAUCCUUGACCUCUCUUAUAGUAAUCCAGCAUCAUCAAUGUCUCUAGGUAAUUCUAAUAUCAGCUCCAAACUCCAAGAGCUUCAUCUAGGCAGCAGCAGUCUGAUAGAUAGAAAUUUACUUAUUUCAUCUACUUCCACAACGAAUUCUUUGUCCUCUCUUCUCCACAUUGACCUCUCUAACAACUUGUUAAGAUCGUACUCUAUAUUUCACUGGCUUUCUAAUUUCACUACCAAUCUUCGUAUCCUUCACCUUGAUUCUAAUUUCUUGGAAGGUUCCAUUCCAGAUGAAUUUGGGAAAUCGAUGAACUCUCUUGAAUAUCUUUAUCUCUCUAACAACAAACUACAAGGAAAGGUUCCAUCUUUCUUUGGGAGCAUGUGCAGGUUACAGGGAUUAGACCUCUCAAAUAACAAGUUGAAUGGUGAAUUUCCGACCUUCAUUCAAAAUUCUUCAUGGUGCAGUAGACACAUAUUUAGGGAAUUGGACCUAUCUUAUAACCAAAUUACUGGCAAGAUACCUGAGAGCAUCAGACUGCUAUCUGGGUUAGAGGUUUUAUCGUUAGAUGGGAAUUCUUUAGAGGGUGAUGUCACUGAAUCUCAUCUUUCUAACUUUUCCAAAUUAUAUCAGUUAUUAUUGUCACACAACUCGUUGUCUUUAAAAUUUGUCUCUAGCUGGGUUCCUCCUUUUCAAUUAAUUUACUUGUAUCUUGAAUCAUGCAAACUAGGCCCGAGUUUUCCUAGUUGGCUCCAGACUCAAACUUCGUUAAUCUUUCUGCAAAUAUCUGAUUGUGGCAUUAAUGAUACCGUGCCAGAAUGGUUUUGGAACAAGUUGCAGACUAUGUACGUGUUGAAUAUGGCUGACAAUAAUCUCACUGGUUCAAUUCCUAAUAUGCAAUUGAAGCUUCAUUACAGACCAAUUAUAAAUUUAAAUUCAAACAAGUUUGAGGGAAAAGUUCCAUUAUUUUUUCUACAAGCUUCCGAGUUGUUACUCUCCUCAAAUAAUUUUUCAGAUUUAUCUUCAUUCUUAUGUGGAAACGUCACAGCUGCAAACUUGGCCACUUUAGAUUUAUCAUAUAAUCAAAUAAAGGGGCAACUUCCAGAUUGUUGGAAAUCUGCAGACCGAUUAUUGUUUCUUGAUUUAAGCAGCAACGAAUUGACAGGAAAGAUUCCUAAAUCUAUGGGCAACCUUGUUAGAUUGGAAGGUUUGGUUUUACGAAAAAAUAGUUUAAUGGGUGAAUUGCCUUCCUCUUUAAAGAAUUGCAACAAUCUAAUUAUGGUGGAUGUGAGUGAGAAUUUGUUGUCUGGUCUAAUACCAUCAUGGAUUGGAGAAAGCAUGCAACAACUGAUGAUAUUGAUCAUGCGAGGGAAUCAUUUCUCUGGAAAUCUUCCUCUUCAUCUAUGUUAUCUGAAGCGUAUUCAAUUGUUUGAUCUUUCAAGGAAUAACUUAUGUGGAGGAAUUCCAACUUGCUUAAACAAUUUUGCUGCAUUGUCUGAAAACAACAUUAACAGAACUGAAAUUGAAAGUCGUGUACAUUGGUACAAUAAUACUUACCAUGAAAUGUAUAGCAUUUUCCGUUAUAGUAAUUAUACGCUUCGCGUAACAUGGAUGUGGAAAGGUGUGGAACGCAACUUCGCAAAUCCCGAAUUGACUUUUCUUAGCAUUGAUCUCUCAUGUAACAAUUUAACAGGUAAAGUGCCAAGAGUGAUUACAUAUAUGUUCGGAUUAGUUUCUUUGAAUUUAUCAAGAAACAAUUUGAGUGGAGAAAUUCCUUCCGAGAUUGGAAAUUUACGUUCACUUGAAUCCCUUGACCUUUCAAGAAAUCAAUUCAAUGGGAGAAUUCCUUCUUCUCUUUCUCAAAUAGAUUUUCUGGAAAAAUUAGACUUGUCACACAACUCUCUUUCCGGAAGAAUCCCGUUGGGAAGACACUUGGAUACAUUUGAUGGCUCUUGUUUUGAAGGAAAUAUUGAUCUUUGUGGUGAACAAAUUAACAAGCGUUGUGCUGGAGAUCAGAUAUUAGUAAAGCCUCAAGAAGCAGAAAUCCAUGGAGAAGAUUUUGUUUUCUAUGAAGCAUUAUACAUGAGUUUGGGAAUAGGAUUUUUCACAGGCUUUUGGGGCUUAUUAGGACCAUUACUACUUUGGCAACCAUGGAGAAUUGCUUACUUGAGAUUCUUGAACACACUCAUUGACUAUCUACUUGUAAUGGGUGAACUGAACAUAGCAAAGUGUCAAAGGUGGCUCAGAGACUAACAGAAUUUGCAGUUUAUACUGAUUUGCUUCAAGACUUCGUUCUGAGAUGUAAGCAUCAUAAACUGCUGGUGGAAGUGCAAGAUUUGAGGGUUGAAGUUUGCAAUGUAUAAUAUAAGGAGUUCUAUUUUAAAGUAAGGACUUUCAAAAUCAAUCUUUGGUGAUUCUUAAUGAUUUGGAUAGUUGUAAUUGUAUAAUCUAUUUGUAAUUUUAUUCUUAAGUCAUUACUGUGAAUAUCU
This is a messenger RNA of Vigna unguiculata (cowpea), 3626 nucleotides long. The record is from RefSeq and is a predicted model, not a curated record. NCBI's taxonomy places the organism in Eukaryota, Viridiplantae, Streptophyta, Magnoliopsida, Fabales, Fabaceae.